This is a messenger RNA of Pocillopora damicornis (cauliflower coral), 915 nucleotides long. Its product is annotated as muscarinic acetylcholine receptor M4-like. The record is from RefSeq and is a predicted model, not a curated record. Lineage: Eukaryota; Metazoa; Cnidaria; Anthozoa; Scleractinia; Pocilloporidae.
AUGGAGGAGGAUACACGAAGCUUGACAAUUGUCGUCACGCAUACAGUUUUUUGCAGCCUUUCGACACUUUUGGCACUAGCUGGAAACUUGCUCGUUUUUCUCGCUCUCUACAGAAACAGGAGAUUACGAACUAUUACUAACCUUUACGUGAUGUCUCUGGCAGUGGCUGAUGUGAUUGCAGCGACCUUUCUUUCUCCUUUUAGAGCAAUCGCCUCUGGCUCACGUAGGUGGCCAUUCGGUUACAAUUUUGCCCAGUUUUCAGGUUUCAUUCGACUCGUCUGGGUUGGGGUGUCAGUUUGUUCCCAUGUGCUAACAGCUGUAAAUCGAUAUUUUUGUGUUGUAAAGCCACAAAGGUACUCCAUCUUCUUCAGUAGAAAGAAAGCGAUUCUAUCAAUUAUUUUAGUUUGGCUAGUAAUGUGUGUUAUUUCAUUAACCGGUGCUCUUGGCUUACAAUUUAUUUACCUGUGGAAUCCAAACAGCAUCAGCCUAAACGGCAUUUUAAAAAGUGAUAAAAAGAUUGGAAAGACUGUUAAUAUCGUUUUCUUAUGCUUCGGCUCGCUAUCAAUUUCGAUGGUAGUAUAUGGUUAUGGAGGCGUCUAUCGAGUCAUACUACAACACAAUAAUGCUGUCGCCCCUUCUCUUCAAGGAGCCAGUAACUCAGGUGCAGUGUCGGCACAGGAAAUAAAAUCCUGUCGAGUUCUGUUUGCCACCGUGUUUGGAUUCUGCACCACCUGGUUUCCUUGGAUUCCUUUGAUAAUUUUAGAACGUGGUUUUAACAUUUCCAUUCCAUCCGUUGCUUUAUCGAUUCCAGCGUUGUCAACUUCCAUCUCUACGUGGAUCAAUCCGGUGAUCUAUGGUGUGAUGAAUCGAGCAAUGCGAAAGGAGUUUCAAAACAUACUUCUAUGUCGGAAUUGA